AUGUCGGCGGCGCCCCGGCACGGCGGCCCGCCGCGGCGCCGGGCCGGGCCCCUCCGCGGCGCCGAGAAGAAGUGCUCUUGGGCUUCCUAUAUGACCAAUUCUCCUACUCUGAUCGUGAUGAUUGGGCUGCCUGCGCGAGGCAAGACUUACAUGUCCAAGAAGCUGACGCGCUACCUCAACUGGAUCGGAGUGCCCACCAAAGUAUUUAAUUUAGGAGUUUAUCGCCGUGAGGCAGUGAAGUCUUACAAGUCCUAUGAUUUCUUCAGGCAUGAUAACAAAGAAGCCAUGGAAAUUCGGAAACGGUGUGCCUUAGUGGCUCUAGAAGAUGUGAAAGCUUAUCUCAUGGAGGAGUGCGGCCAGAUAGCUGUGUUUGAUGCAACCAACACAACUCGAGAAAGGCGGGAUCUGAUCUUAAAUUUUGCUAAAGAAAAUGCUUUUAAGGUGUUUUUUGUGGAGUCUGUCUGUGACGAUCCAGAAGUCAUUGCUGCCAAUAUCCUGGAAGUGAAAGUCUCCAGCCCAGACUACCCAGAGAGAAACAGGGAGAACGUGAUGGACGAUUUCCUGAAGAGGAUAGAGUGCUACAAAGUUACUUACCAGCCUCUUGAUCCUGAUGAAUAUGACAGAGAUCUUUCCUUCAUUAAAGUGAUCAAUGUGGGACAGCGGUUCCUAGUAAACAGAGUCCAAGAUUACAUCCAGAGUAAAAUCGUCUAUUACCUAAUGAACAUUCAUGUCCAGCCGCGUACCAUCUACCUUUGCCGACAUGGUGAGAGUGAAUAUAAUCUUGUUGGCAAGAUUGGUGGGGAUUCUGGUCUGUCACCACGUGGGAAGCAGUUUUCUCAGGCUCUUAAGAAGUUCAUUGAAGAGCAGGAAAUUGUUGAUCUGAAGGUUUGGACAAGCCAGCUGAAAAGGACAAUUCAGACAGCUGAGUCUUUGGGGGUCACUUACGAGCAAUGGAAGAUCCUGAAUGAGAUUGAUGCUGGGGUAUGUGAAGAAAUGACUUAUGCAGAAAUUGAAGCCAAGUAUCCAGAUGAAUUUGCCUUGAGGGAUCAAGAGAAGUAUCUUUAUCGCUAUCCUGGAGGAGAGUCCUACCAGGACUUGGUACAGCGUCUGGAGCCGGUAAUUAUGGAGCUAGAACGUCAGGGCAAUGUCCUUGUUAUCUGCCACCAGGCAGUUAUGAGGUGCCUGUUGGCUUAUUUUCUUGACAAGAGUGCAGAUGAAUUACCAUAUCUGAGGUGCCCCCUUCAUACCAUUUUCAAACUCACUCCAGUUGCAUAUGGUUGUAAAGUGGAAACAAUUACCCUGAAUGUUGAAGCAGUAAACACCCACCGCGACAAACCUUUGAAUUCAAACAACCUUCCAAAGAGCCAAACCCCUGUAAGGAUGAGAAGAAACAGCUUUACACCGCUGGCCAGUGUGGACACAGUAAAGCGCCCAAGAAAUCACAGUGUUGGGAGCAAGCCUCUCAAUCUGCUGGGGUCUUUCCUAUUUCCGGAAGCUCAAGAUGGGGCAGAUCAGCCACGGCUGCAAUAUGAGCUAUCUUGUGCUGUUUCUUUUUCCUUUGCAGCCUCAAGUGGGAAAUGCUUGCCUAGGAUGGCUGGUUUAACCAUGUAGAGGUUUCUGGUUUCAUCUUGAACAUGGCUGAGAUUUCCACAGAUAUCCUGAUGGACAAAAAAAUUUCCUCCUGGGACUUGCGUGCCUUCUGACUACUGGAACCAGCAUGUUGCCUGGAGCUGCCGUCCUCAGACGUCUGGAAGCACAGUGAGCCAUUUGGCACUUUGGCCAGUAAUUUGAAAUAUAUUUUAAAGCUUCUCUGAUUCUUUUUUUUUCCUGUUUCUUUUUGAAUGCUGAAAUGUCUAUCAGCAAGACUGAAGAAAAUUUAUUAUGAAGAUUUUAAAGUUGCUUUUAAAGUAUGUGUGUCUGUGUAUGUGCAUGUGUUGUGCAGCAAGCCAGCGUGUGGUCUAAUGUAUUCUCAUACUUCCUCGAGGAAAGUAUAUGCUGCUUGGUCCUGUGAACUUGUUCUGGAGUUUUAAAAUAAUUUCUGAUGUCUCUCUUCCUGCUUAGCUGGAAAAAGUAAUUGCAGUACUUUAGGACAAAAUGGUCAAAUUCAUACUUGCUGAAGUAGCUUCUGUUUUGAAGAUUAGUUCUCCUCAGACCUAAUGUCCAGGUUUUUAUUAAUUCUUACUAUCUUUCAAGUUCAAGCACAGUUAGUGUUAUUUAACUAUUGAAAGAGCUCCAGAUAUCAUUUGAUUCUGCUUUGAUGACUUUUUUUUUGAUUUGAAUCUCCAGAUCUGAACAUGUUCUUAUAUUUUGGGAAGGGUAAAUCUAAAUCUAGCAUAACAAAAGGCACUUGUAAGAUCAGGUGGUCUUGUGAAACUUAUCACACUGAGGAGCAAAAGGGAAUAAAAGUGUAUGUUAUCCUGUAGUUACCAAUGCAGUUCAAAUUUUGCUUUAGCUUUGUACUGUUUUAAGCCUCAUCCUAUCACUUGUUUUUCUAUCUCUUACAACAGAAACUUGCCUCAUUCUGUCCCUUACUGUGUCAUAUGAGUUUCUAGAUUCUAUAUUUACUGUUCUAUUCUACCUACCUUAUCCAAAAACUCUGAAAAUAAGUGUGGAUGUAUGUGCCUGCGUACUACUUUGUGAAUAACUGCAUCCAUAUGGCUUAACUUGGUUUGUAGAAAAAAGUUGAGUAACAUUCAUUAUGAAGAGUGUUUUCUGUUUUUCAAAUUAUUUUUGGUUUCAAAACUUAUUGAGGAAUGCAGUAUGUGAAUGAGUUGAAGAGAGAAAAUACCUUUUACAAUUGGGAUCUCAAUUUCUUUGCAUUACAAUGAAACAACAUGCUGGAAAAUCAGAACAUAGUUUUCUGUUCAGUGUUUAGAAAGAGUAGAGCUAUGCAUUUAGGAUUUGUAAGAAGCAAAUGAUUUUUAUGGCACUUAUUAAUGUACCAGAUUUUAUUUUUUAUUGUUUUUUAACUUGGAUAUGAAUGAACUGUGAAAGUUAGUGAUAUAUAAUGCUGCCUUUUGGAUAAUUUAAGCUGUUCUGGUGUAUAGCACAUAGAUAGUGAAACAUAUCUGCAGCAAAGCCAGGGUGGUAAGCAUUACUUAAAUCCCCAUACAUUGGUGUGGGUUAAACAGCACUCCAAAUUUUAUAGCUUUCUCCUAUGAAUCUUGUGUUUAGGUAAAUUCCAUUUUUUUCUCACUCCUACUAUCCUCCUUGUAAUAAAGGCAAAAUUGUCAAACUUGGAAUCCUAAAAUUAAGUAAAGAAAUGAGCAUUUAGGUGCUUAAAUGGGAAACAAGCUUUUAUUAGGUGUUAUACUUACUGUUUCCAGUGAUUUCAGCAGGAUUUAUAGGAUCCCCAGAAUUUCUGGCGUUAAAAUAGCUUAUUUUAAAUGUGUAAAUAAAUGUUGGACAUACCUAAAGUAGGUGUGUAUGCUUGAAAAAUGUAGACCAGGACGUUUAAAUAAAGAGCCUCUUUUUUGCCUUUGCUGCCAAUGAGCUUGCAGUCCAGAAGCUUGAGGUUUACUGUGGAGUUUUGAGAGCUGAAACUCAAUUGUUUUAAUCACUCUCAGUAUUUUAACUCAGUAACACUGUAAUAGAGGGCCACAUCAAUGGCCCAAGCACUAAUCCCAAUGUCUUAGGAUCUAAGAGGAACUUAAAUGGUAUGUUGGUCUUUAAUAAGUAGUUUACUACUUAAUCUGUAGAGAGAUGAAACUCACAGUCAGUGAGAAAAUUUGAUUUUUUUUUUUAAUUAAUUUUGUUCUGCAGGAUCUCCUCACUGAAAUGCAGGUUUGUUGCUGCUUUCUGCAAGGGUAGCAUCAUCAAUUCUUUGUUUUUAAAUUUUAAAGUGCUUAGAAAUAAGCCAGGAAAAAGGGAAAGAGAAAAUACUGUGAAGGAAGAGAUUUAUAGUCUAUUGCGUAAUAAUAUUCGCUGUCACUUUCCAGAGUAGUCCUCUAACUGCAAGAAAUUGCACCUGGACAGAGUGGCUGCUGCUAGCAAUAAAUGCUCCUGCUAUACAGGAAAGAUGAAUAGAAAUGUACUGUAAGAUAUUUAUGCACAAUAUGCUGUAAUAACUUUACACAAUGCUAAGAAGUUAAUUAUAUUUAUGUCAUUGAGUAGUUAAUGGUUGUAACAAAAUAAAUAUAUAUUUCUACAUGCCAGAAUUCGUGAAUGUAGCUGCUAAUACGUUGGCAGUCCUAACUCUUUAAUCACUGCUAAAAAUCCAUUCUGUAACAGAAGUUUUGGAUUGCUGAGGUCAGGUCCUAUAUUCUUAUCUAGUAGCUACUUGCUUGGGCAGUAGUCUCCUGGGAUGUGAGACAGAGCCUGUCGGCUGCGUGUGCAGAAGUCAGAGUACAUGCCUCUGUGCUUCAGUUAAAGCCUAAAUACAGUUCUAGUCUCCUUUAUUUUUAGCUUUCGAAAGGUCUAAAUGUGUCUGUCAAGCAGAGCACUGGCAAAUUUGUGGUGAUCUCUGUCCUCUGCAGUGAUCAUAUGCUCAUUAUGGUGAUGCAGGUGAAUAAUAAAUAUGCCCGACAUUACAGUCUUGAGCUCUCCAGCCAUUGAUGGCUGGGAAUGGGCAAUGCCGGAGAGUGCACAAAUCUCUCCAGCCUGAAACUCGCUGGCAAGUGUUUUGUGCCAGUUAUUUCCCUGAAAUCAGCUGACUUUCAUGAUUAUUCACGCGAAUACUCCAGAAUAAAUAAGGAUUGCACAAUUUUACCCAAAUUUAAAGAUUAGAAAAGUGGCUUGCGCUUUCAGUUACUCCAGAGUUGUCUUCCUAUGCUAAGCAGAUACAGAGAGUGUUCAAAACACUCUAGCAGUUUAUGAAGAAUUGUAUUUAUCUGUGUGCUAAGUGGCCUUGACUACUUCAUUAGCGUUGCACCAGCAGGAGAUUUCCCCUGACUUAUCUUCAUUCUUUUUUAGUUCCAGACAAGGCAGUGCAUGCCGUCACAUUUAUUAAAUGCUGUCUGUCACAUUUAUUAAAUGCUGUCUGUCUGGCAGGACCAUCCGUUAAGAUGUGUACUGCUAACUUUGCAUUCAUGGAGUUGCAGUUCAGGCGUUUGUUGGCAUGUCAUCUUUAGAUCUUGUUUUAGCAAAAAAAAAAUGUCAGUGAAAUCCUUUCAAUCUCUGCUGUUGAGGAUGGGGAGAAUUGAAAUGUGUGGAAAAAGACUGAAAAUAAAACCAGUCUGACUAGCUUGAAGUUGGGUAUUCUUGCUGUGACAUUACAGAUGCUGUUUCUCUGUAACUCUUCCCCUUCCAGUCAUCCCUGGCAGUUCUCAGUUUGUCCUCCUGUCCUCCUCUCUCCUGUCUUGUGACUGUUAAUGAUGUUAAGAGUUCAACACAGCUGUUCCCAAGCCACAGAGCUGAGUACAGUAGCAACAACCUUGAGAGAGAGGUAUGGCCUUCAGUACUUGCAGCGAAUACCUGUGUAUGAAGGGGGCUGGAAGGUUCCUGUCCCGGAUGAUUGUGAUGUGCAUACCUACGUUGCGGUGGAGGAAUGCUGCAGAUGCCACCUCUGCUGUUUCUGUCCAGCUAUUCUUUGCUCUCCAUCAGGUAGUAAACACCGCUUAUAAACUGCGUCUCUGUAUUUAAUAUUUGUUAAGAUGGAUGUUCUAGCUACUUUAUGGACUGCUGCUGUUUUGGGGGGUUUUUUAGGCUAGAUAAUAGUAUAUGCAGACUUACCUUGCUGUAUAUUGUGUACUCUUGGCACUUACGCACAAAUGUCAUGUGAGUUUUUAUUUGCAAUAAAAAGAUUAAAAAUA
Messenger RNA from Rhea pennata, 5750 nucleotides. RefSeq names its product 6-phosphofructo-2-kinase/fructose-2,6-biphosphatase 2 (gene PFKFB2). Gene Ontology annotation, cellular component: cytosol. The transcript has 16 exons. NCBI's taxonomy places the organism in Eukaryota, Metazoa, Chordata, Aves, Rheiformes, Rheidae. Gene Ontology annotation, biological process: fructose metabolic process; fructose 2,6-bisphosphate metabolic process. The record is from RefSeq and is a predicted model, not a curated record. The coding region runs from base 1 to 1611 and encodes 536 amino acids. Gene Ontology annotation, molecular function: fructose-2,6-bisphosphate 2-phosphatase activity; 6-phosphofructo-2-kinase activity; ATP binding.